This is a messenger RNA of Aspergillus alliaceus, 3438 nucleotides long. Its product is annotated as homoaconitase. The coding region runs from base 1 to 3438 and encodes 1145 amino acids. Gene Ontology annotation, biological process: L-lysine biosynthetic process. Gene Ontology annotation, molecular function: homoaconitate hydratase activity; 4 iron, 4 sulfur cluster binding; oxidoreductase activity. The record is from RefSeq and is a predicted model, not a curated record. Lineage: Eukaryota; Fungi; Ascomycota; Eurotiomycetes; Eurotiales; Aspergillaceae. The transcript has 2 exons.
AUGAAGCUCAGAACGUCUGCUCCGGGUUUACCUCUAUUAAAUUCACCGUUUCCAUUGUGUAGGUCGGUUAUUCGGGGACGGAGACACUAUGUAUUCUCCGCGUCUUCGGCAUCAUCAUUGCCGCCAAAACCACGCUAUUGGCUUCGAGUCGCGGUCGUGACCACUGCAGCAGCUGGCGUUGGUGCUUUUAUCAGAUCACAGCAAGAUACGAAAUCGACGACGCUAAAUCCCGUCACAUUCACUCCAUACUAUCUAGUUUCAAAGGAGCUGGUAUCGCCUUCCGGCAGCAUUUUUACUCUCAAAGCGCCCAAACCAGUUGGUGAUAAUUGCCAGGUCUAUGAGGAAGCAUGGAAGACCGGAAUCUGGAGCGUGAUGUUUAAGCAGCCACAGCUUCAGAUCGGAAGGGACUAUACCCCUCUUCCUCCUACGUUGGGUGAAGGACGGGAGGAGUCGCUGCGGUUCUUCAUCCGUCAGGACCCCCACGGUGAAAUGUCCCGGUAUUUGCAUGGUCUGGAUAUGGGAACUUCUAUAGAGAUGCGCGGGCCACAGAUUGAAUGUGAGAUCCCACUAGAUACUCAGCAGAUUCUCUUUAUUGCUGGGGGAACCGGUAUCGCUCCUGCCUUACAGGCAGGCCAUACCCUUCUUAGCCGCACGAACGAUACAUAUAAACCCGAGAUACACAUCCUUUGGGCGAAUAGAAGACGAGAUGAUUGUGCUGGUGGUACGAAUGACAGUGCCGCCACGACAUCAAGAUCGCAAGUGUCUUGGUUUUCCGGUCUGUUAAAGACGUCAAUAGCCGGCCGCACUCCGGCUGAACCCAUGAAGAGCGCCACUACUUUUUCAUCUCUUAUUGUGAAAGAGCUUGAGGCUCUCAAGUCUAAGUAUCCUGGACAGGUCACUGUGGAUUAUUUUGUUGACGAGGAAAACACGUUCAUCGGGAAAAAGGCUAUACUAGACCUAGCGGACUCUGCUCCUCCUGAUAAGGGGUCCCACAAACGCAAGAUGAUCUUCGUGUCAGGUCCAGAAGGCUUCAUUAGCUACAUGGCUGGACCGAAGCUUUGGGCACAGGGUAUGGAGCUCCAGGGACCGCUCCAGGGUAUCAUCAAAGAGCUUGACCUGAAGGAUUGGACUUCUCGAUUGAUGUCCUGUGGCCCUGGCAGGCGCUGGGCGUCCCUGCGCGUGCCGACCACUCCUCAACGACGUGCGUUCGCCUCCACCAGGUUCUACUUCCAAGAUGUGUUCCAAUCGCAGUUAGAUGAUCCCUCCUCAGCUGCGAUCUAUUCCUCCAUUCAGACGUCUAGAGCUGUUCCGCAGACACUCACAGAGAAGAUCGUUCAACAAUACUCUGUUGGUUUGGCCCCGGAUAAGUUUGUCCGAUCUGGUGACUAUGUCACGAUCUCGCCUCACCGGUGUAUGACUCACGACAACUCGUGGCCCGUUGCUCUGAAGUUCAUGUCUAUAGGCGCAACAAAGCUGCAUGACCCGAAGCAGAUUGUAAUGACGCUUGACCACGAUGUACAGAACAAGUCGGAGAAGAACCUACAAAAGUACCGUCAGAUUGAAGACUUCGCCAAACACCAGGGGGUUGAGUUCUAUCCCGCUGGAAGAGGCAUCGGUCAUCAAGUCAUGGUGGAAGAAGGCUAUGCCUGGCCCGGCACUCUUGUGGUCGCCUCUGAUAGCCACAGUAAUAUGUACGGUGGCGUCGGCUGCUUGGGUACCCCCAUUGUGAGAACGGAUGGUGCUAGCAUCUGGGCCACUGGGAAAACGUGGUGGCAGAUUCCGCCGGUUGCGAAGGUCACUUUGACUGGUGUAUUGCCACCGGGCGUGACCGGCAAGGACGUGAUCGUCGCUCUUUGUGGAUUGUUCGAUAAAGACGAUGUCUUGAACCAUGCAAUUGAAUUUACAGGCUCAGAGGAGACUAUGCGCAGUCUAUCUGUGGAUAACCGGCUGACUAUUGCCAACAUGACGACAGAGUGGGGUGCCUUGUCUGGUCUGUUCCCGAUUGACGGUGUCUUGAAGGGAUGGUUGAGGGGCAAGGCUACAACGGCAGCUAUGGGCCUCGCGGAGGGUCCAUUCAAGUCCCUAGCCCCUCGGCAUUUUACACACCCGCUUCUCGAGCAACUGUUUGACAACCCCCUGGUUGCUGAUAAGGGCGCCAAAUAUGCCAAGGAACUUUUCCUAGAUCUCUCUACACUUUCACCUUAUGUUUCUGGACCGAACUCUGUCAAGGUAGCCACACCUCUGAAGGAUUUAGAGGCUCAGAAUAUUAAAGUGAACAAGGCAUACCUUGUUUCGUGUACCAACUCAAGAGCUUCGGAUAUUGCCGCCGCUGCUAGAGUUUUCAAGGAAGCCGCAGAGAAGAAUGGGGGCAAGGUUCCCAAGAUCGCCGAUGGUGUUGAAUUCUAUGUUGCAGCUGCAUCUAUUCCCGAGCAGCUGGCCGCUGAAGAAGCUGGUGAUUGGCAGGCCUUACUUGACGCUGGAGCUACACCACUGCUACCAGGGUGUGCGCAAUGUAUUGGGCUAGGGACUGGCCUCUUGGAGCCUGGAGAAGUAGGAAUCAGUGCCUCGAAUCGUAAUUUCAAGGGUCGCAUGGGUAGCACCGAUGCUAAAGCAUACCUCGGUAGCCCUGAAGUUGUUGCCGCUAGCGCUUUGAGUGGAAAGCUCAGCGGCCCCGGCUGGUACCUGGCUCCUGAAGGUUGGACUGAAGUUGUGCGGGGCGAAGGAGACGGAAUUCGGGAGGAGGAUCGUAUGCUUACCGCUGAAGAAGCCUUGGAGAAGAUAAUUGGUCAGAUCGAUAACCUGGUUGCUGACGGUGAGAAACAAUUCAAUCCUGAAGAAAGCGAGGAAUCAUCGGAUGACUCCCUUACGGAGGUGUACCCCGGGUUCCCUGAGCGUGUUUCUGGUGAAAUUGUUUUCUGUGAUGCGGACAACAUUAACACCGAUGGUAUUUAUCCUGGCAAGUACACCUACCAGGACGAUGUUUCCCAAGAGACAAUGGCUCAAGUGUGCAUGUCCAACUACGAUACUCAGUUCUCGUCCAUCGCAAAAGAAGGUGACAUUCUGGUCACGGGCUUCAACUUUGGCUGUGGAAGCUCCAGGGAGCAGGCAGCAACUGCCAUUUUGGCAAAGAAGAUUCCUUUGGUUGUGUCUGGAAGCUUUGGCAAUAUUUUUUCCCGCAAUAGUAUUAACAACGCUCUGAUGGGCCUGGAGGUUCCUCGUCUCAUUAGCCGUCUCCGAGAGAGCUUUUCUGGAGACUCCCUUACCCGCCGCACUGGCUGGACCCUAACCUGGGACGUCCGAAGGAGCCGCAUCGAGGUCCAAGAGGGAGAGAAUGGUCCCAAGUGGACACAAAAGGUUGGAGAGCUCCCUCCCAACGUACAAGAGAUUAUCGCCAAGGGAGGUUUGGAGCAAUGGGUCAAAAACGAAAUCGGUGCUUAA